Phyllostomus discolor (pale spear-nosed bat) is the source of this 1008-nucleotide messenger RNA. It is a transcript of the gene VPS28, whose product is annotated as VPS28 subunit of ESCRT-I. Gene Ontology annotation, cellular component: ESCRT I complex. Gene Ontology annotation, biological process: protein transport to vacuole involved in ubiquitin-dependent protein catabolic process via the multivesicular body sorting pathway. Lineage: Eukaryota; Metazoa; Chordata; Mammalia; Chiroptera; Phyllostomidae. The record is from RefSeq and is a predicted model, not a curated record. The transcript has 10 exons. Gene Ontology annotation, molecular function: protein-containing complex binding. The coding region runs from base 192 to 857 and encodes 221 amino acids.
CUGACCCGAUGGGGACAGGCAACUUGGCCCUCGACCCGUGGGCGCUGCCACCCCGCGGAGGAUACCCUUCCUCGAGCUCUGGCCCCUCAUCUUGGGGCGUCCUCUCCCGGGGCCCGGGAUUGGCGUCUCCGAGCCCGGCAGUGGUGGGUAGCAGCCCGCAGGUGUCUGCUGCAGCCACCUGAACUUCCAGGAUGUUUCACGGGAUCCCAGCCACCCCAGGCAUGGGAGCCCCUGGAAACAAGCCGGAACUGUACGAGGAAGUGAAGCUGUACAAGAACGCACGGGAACGGGAGAAGUAUGACAACAUGGCAGAGCUGUUUGCGGUCGUGAAGACCAUGCAGGCCCUGGAGAAGGCGUACAUCAAGGACUGCGUCACGCCCAACGAGUACACUGCAGCCUGCUCCCGCCUCCUGGUUCAGUACAAAGCUGCCUUCCGGCAGGUCCAGGGCUCCGAGAUCAGCUCCAUUGACGAAUUCUGCCGCAAGUUCCGCCUGGACUGCCCGCUGGCCAUGGAGAGGAUCAAGGAGGACAGGCCCAUCACCAUCAAGGACGACAAGGGCAACCUCAACCGCUGCAUCGCCGACGUGGUCUCGCUCUUCAUCACGGUGAUGGACAAGCUGCGCCUGGAGAUCCGCGCCAUGGACGAGAUCCAGCCUGACCUGCGGGAGCUGAUGGAGACCAUGCACCGCAUGAGCCACCUGCCGCCCGACUUCGAGGGCCGCCAGACAGUCAGCCAGUGGCUGCAGACCCUGAGCGGCAUGUCGGCGUCCGACGAGCUGGACGACUCCCAGGUGCGCCAGAUGCUGUUCGACCUGGAGUCGGCCUACAACGCCUUCAACCGCUUCCUGCACGCCUGAGUCCGGGCCCCGCCUCUGCCGGGGCGGGGCCUCUCGGCCUCCCAGUGCGGCCCGCGGCCCUCGGACCCCUGGACUCUCCACAGCAGCCCUCUGUCCCCGGGGUCUCGGCCCCAGAGCCCCUUCCCCGCAAUAAACAUGUCUUCUGAGCUUC